Messenger RNA from Belonocnema kinseyi, 2195 nucleotides. It is a transcript of the gene lok, whose product is annotated as ovarian-specific serine/threonine-protein kinase Lok. Bases 301 to 1806 code for a protein of 501 amino acids. Gene Ontology annotation, molecular function: protein serine/threonine kinase activity; ATP binding; protein binding. Lineage: Eukaryota; Metazoa; Arthropoda; Insecta; Hymenoptera; Cynipidae. Gene Ontology annotation, cellular component: cytoplasm; nucleus. The transcript has 6 exons. The record is from RefSeq and is a predicted model, not a curated record. Gene Ontology annotation, biological process: protein phosphorylation; mitotic DNA damage checkpoint signaling.
AUACUCCAUGACAUUACACAAUCGCGCGUUUUUGUCGUUGUCGGCGUUUUUCUUAGUAUGAUUUGAAUAGUGUCGUUUUUUUUCGGUUUAUUUCUACCUGAAGGUUUGUGUUCUUGCGAAAGGAUUAGUUUGCAUUUGGUAAUUAACGGCUCUUUUUCGGAAAAGAAUCUAAGACUAGAAUCAUGGGUUAAUAGGCAGGAUUUCGGAGCAAGUGGAAUAUUUGAUUUUGUUAGGCCGGGUCUUCUGUUUCUUCCAUGCUUUAUUCUUUUUUCGGCUUCCGGUAUAUUUUAUUCGGUAAGCAUGAUGAUAAAUGAUGAGGAGAUGACGGAUUUUCCCACAACGCAAAAUACCCAAAACACACAGAACACCCAGAGCACUCAAAAUGCAAAUGACGUGUGCUUUUCUCAAGAUUAUGGAGAUUCUCCAAUGCAAUCACAACCUUGGGGAAGACUUUGUCCAAACAAACCGAAGUUCCUAACAAUCGAACUAACCGAAGACGAAUACACGUUGGGUAGAGCCAAUACUUGUCAAAUAAAUGUGACAGAAUUUGGAUUAGAAAAAAAAAUCGUCGACUGUAUUAGCAAACAGCAUUUCAAAAUCACAAGAGAAAGGAUCAAAGGAUCGAACAAUAUCGAGGACAUCGUCAUAUACAUUGAAGAUCUCAGCCAAAAUGGGACUUUUGUGAACAAGAACAAAGUUGGAAAAGGGAGGAGAGUCGUUCUAGAAAAUAACGAUGUCAUCUCCGUUGCUCAAGCCAAAUUCGCGGUCUACAUUUUUAUGAACGUCCAAGGGUACGAGGGGCACGAUUUGCCGCCUGAAAUAAAACAGAAGUAUGCAGUCUCUCGUAAACUGGGAUCCGGCGCUUGUGGCGAAGUAAAGCUUGUUUUCACAAAAGUCGGAUGUAAGCGCUUCGCGAUGAAAAUCAUUUCGAAAAAAGGUCUUACUAUGAAUAACACGCAAGGAAUCGACCCGAAGAAGAUAAUGAAUGAGGUGGAAAUCUUGAAAAAGUUGAGACACCCGUGCGUUAUUAGAACGGACGAAAUUUUCAAUACGAUCCACUCGGUUUAUAUCGUUCUUGAGUUGAUGGAAGGAGGUGAACUGUUUGACAGAAUUCGACAAACUCAGUGCGGUUUGUCGGACAAAAAUGCGAAAUUGAUUUUUUAUCAGGUCGCGCUUGCAGUUCAAUAUCUGCACUCCGAGGGAAUCACUCACAGGGAUCUCAAGCCGGAGAACAUUUUGUUGGCCUCCGACAAAGAUGUGACCCUGGUGAAAGUUUCGGACUUUGGCUUGUCGAAGUUUGUUGACGCCGAGACGAUGAUGAAGACGUUCUGCGGUACGAUGAUGUAUGUGGCUCCGGAAAUUUUGCUAACUCACGGACGAGGAGCUUACACGAGCAAAGUGGAUGUUUGGAGUUUGGGUGUGAUUCUUUACACCUGUCUGAGCGCCCUGACACCAUUCAGCAACAGCAACGCCAAAGUCAGUCUUUACGAGCAGAUUACUCAAGGCGCCUACGACUUUCCCUCGGCUAGAUUCGCGAAAGUCGAUACUCGCGCCAAGGAAUUGAUCAAAGGAAUGAUGACCUUAGAUCCGAACAAGAGGGUAACCAUCGACCAGGUAUUGAGGCAUAAGUGGUUGCUGGACCAAACGAUUCGAGGCACCGUUUACGAAUUGUUUAAUUCAUGCGGCGAUCUUCAAAAUUUCGCACCUUAUCUCCAAACGCAAAUAAAUGCAAUGAGACUUCCGCCUCGAGCGCCGUUGCUUCUGGCCAAUAAAAGGCCACGAUUAGAGUUUUUGGACAAAAGAUAAUUCGGCGAGAAGUUGAUUAAGUGUAAAACUGUGUAAAAAUUAUUUAUAUAUUAACUGACGAACGCACAAAUUAAGCCAGAAAUGAAAAAAAAAGAAGAAAAAAAUAGUGUUAGGGAUUAAGUUCCGAGAUUAAGAGCAAAACCGUCUUUUGUCUUGUAAAAUUCUAUAUAUAUAUGUGCCUAUGAAUAGAUGCUCUCUAUGCUUGUUUUUACAUUCUCAUUAUUUUUGUAUUAAAUGUCAUGUAAGAGUUUAUUUUAUACCCUCUAAUAAGAUUAAUAUUUUUGAAAAGAUUAAUUUAUUUUACCUUUUGGAAGAAGGCUGUUGACAGAGAAAGAGGAUUUUGUAAAUAAUUUAAGAUCGUAUUUAAUAUUAAAUUAAAUUUCAGUAAU